AUGCCUCUGCCAUUGGCAACAUGCGAACCCCAUACUAAUCCACAUUACUCCUAUGGAAAGGGUGACUCUGAUGGCCUCCCUUCCUGCUCCCAGCCAUAUGACUUGGCGGAUCCUUGUGGUUUUCAUCCACUGCUCCUACACCGUGUGCCGUCUGCAUCCCUCUACCCCGAGGAGAUGUUGGAGCAGUGGUCCUCAAAUCUUGUCCAACCGUCCGUGGUACACUCAGAUGCAAACGAUGACAAUAUCUACACCAAGAACAGUCCUCAAUGCCCUUCUGCGCCCUCGAACAAUACGUAUGGUAACGGAACCUCUCACCGAGCUCUUCUCCGUCCCACAAGUCUGCUUCCACCAGCACCGAGAUUCACUCGACCUUUGUCAGAUACCGGCAAGGUUGAAUGUCGAUUAAUAUCAACCGGGUCAUCCAUAUGUCAUGAUACCAACACAAACUCGACCUCGACCGUGGAGAGCGAAGCGUUGAAGCGAUUGACCGCACAGAUUGGAGAUGUCUCACUAGAACAGGACACCCUCUCAACUCCCCCAACAAGCCCGAUCACUCCAGUCCCGUCCUUGACAACUUCAUGUCAAUCUCGCUCGUCGUUUGCCAUCUCUGAUAGCUCUCCCUGCACAGCGGUCGACUCUUCGCGAAACUACUUUGAGAGUCUUCUGCCGCAGGAUUCUGACAAUGCCAUGGUAUCUUCCAAGGGAACUUACGAGACCAGCAUCGGCUCUCGCGCCCAUGGCAUCAAAUCGCCACUAUCCAGUCCUCUUCUGUAUCAAGAGGAUCCGCUCUGUCGGGCACUUCAGCCCACAAAUCUGUCAAGCGGUUCGAAUCUUGGGCUACCGCGACAUAUCCUGCAUUCUGAAUUGGGGGCUACAACCAGCAAUUUGCCUCAAGCGUUUGAAAGACAGAAGGAAGUGUCUUAUAUCGAUUGGGACGACGAGGACGACCACAGGAACUACCGUUCACCGCUCAUGCGUAUUAAGAAAAGCUUCACGGAUCUUCGUGCCGCCGAACGCUUCAUCGCGGAAGCCAAUGUACAAGUUCGCAGGAGAAACAUUCGGACUUGGCGUCAAAUGACAACAAAUGGUCUUUCCGACUUGCAGCACGAUGAAACACGUGAAGCAAAUCGGCAGUACCGUCACAAUCGUCCAAGUGUCAACAUGUUGAGCAAAGACGAGAGCGGUCUCGCACCGCUGUCAUCAAAGCUACGUAAACGCCCCAGCACGAAUUUGUCCCCCCAAGGUGAACCCAGAAUAACAUCCCGAGCGAUGACGCUAGAGCGAAACCUUGUCAAAGGGAUUGACGGCACCAGAUGUGAAGAUAACAAUACAUUGUCGGUACUGCCGCGCGACACCGGUGUACUCGCACCUCCAACACCGCCGUCAAUAGGGAAGAGGAAACGGGCCAACACAACGACGUCAGAGCAGUCGGGGGAAGUGCAGAAGAAGAAACCAAAACUCGGUGUUGUGGGAAAGCUGGUGUCGCGACUUCUCGGAGCCAAAAAGGGGCGGUCGUCUACUUUCUCUGAUAUGAAUAGAUGA
This is a messenger RNA of Fonsecaea nubica, 1542 nucleotides long. RefSeq lists its product as hypothetical. Lineage: Eukaryota; Fungi; Ascomycota; Eurotiomycetes; Chaetothyriales; Herpotrichiellaceae. The record is from RefSeq and is a predicted model, not a curated record. The transcript has a single exon. The coding region runs from base 1 to 1542 and encodes 513 amino acids.